Molecule: messenger RNA, 1005 nt
Organism: Soboliphyme baturini
Lineage: Eukaryota; Metazoa; Nematoda; Enoplea; Dioctophymatida; Soboliphymatidae
Source: the annotation of a GenBank genome assembly
AUGAAAUUAAUGGAAACGGCUGACUUUUCAGGGCAGCUUGUUCAAAUAUCUUUGGAGUCGAUCCGGCACCUGGAAGGCGAUGAUGGCAACAUCUUCACCGAUCUAAUGAUCGGCUAUAUUCUGAAUCAGCCAUUCACUGUGUUUUCGGACACCCGCUUGACUGAGCCGAUGAUGCUGUACCGCGGUAAAAUGGUGCCUUUCAUACCAAGCGAUGUUGAACCUGAAUCUGUGCCGUCGGCCCUACAGACGACUUGCGCUACGGAGCUGAACCGGGUGAUGAGUAGCAGCGCAGAGGGUUGGAUGCGCAGCGUCGACAAAGACUCCGAAAAUCCAUAUAGGCCGUACCUCUGCGAAAACAUUUCUGACUCAUGCCUGAAGUACACUUUUGAACCUCGGAAGCUGUUCCUCGUUCAUUUGGCCAAUAGGGCGUUUCUAACAUCAUUGCUUGAACUGGUUCACUGCGAUAAAAUCCUCGAUAAGACAAAGACCUAUGCCAAGUUUUUACCUGAAUUCCAGGUCGAACUGUGCACGAAUUUACUGUCUCUUUUAGAACAGCUCGCUUCUUCAAAAUUUGAGCGCAGCAAAUUCAUGAAAGUACUCAUGAUGAAAAUACGCGUCUGUGAUCGUGACGUUACCUUCGCCGCUGCGGCAGCGUUGACUACCUACCUCAGGUUUUUAGUCAAUCCAGGGAAAAAAUCCGCUGGUUUUUGGGGAAUUUUGGCCGAUAAAGAUGAAUGCUUCUCGGUGCCGCUUGAAGGUCGCUUUUGGAAGCCGCCUUCUCCCAUUAAUUUGCCGGAUGAGGCAAUUUCAACUACUACGCUUGUUGGGAUGGACGUUCUGGUGAUGGACAUGGACCACGUGAGGUUGCACUCAGUCUCUGACGUGACUUUGUAUUGGUUUCUGACUGCACUGAUCAUUUUCAUCAUAGUGACGCUCAAGUUCAGGGUGAGACAUAACCGUUCAAAAUUGUCACCAGUAGUUGACGCGAAAAAACGAUUGGUUUAA